This is a messenger RNA of Chilo suppressalis (striped riceborer), 7718 nucleotides long. The record is from the annotation of a GenBank genome assembly. Lineage: Eukaryota; Metazoa; Arthropoda; Insecta; Lepidoptera; Crambidae.
CGCAUCGUAAGGGUGGGUGCUAUCGCCGUCCCACUCGGACGCAGCAUCACCGGACAUUUCGACCGGGCAUUUCAAUUUUGAGAAAGAGUAGGACCAGCCCCGUCCCCCUCGCCUCGCCCGCUCCCCUCGCCUCCCGUCUCGCUCGCACCGAGGACGCUCAAAAGGACGAAGGAGCGAUAACUUCAUCACCGCGCGCCGCUCUCACUCGCACGCACGCCUCGGUGGGGGACGACGUUGCGAAUUGUUAUUGAAGUCAUGCCCCCGAAGGCGACUUCGGGAAGGCUGUCAGUUGCUUGUAAACGGUCGCAGCGUCCGUACUCGGUUGACCCGCGUCGUGACCGCGCCGUACCUGCCAACUCAACACAAACUACGCUGCGCCGCCGGGCUUAAAUUAAAAAUAAGUGCUGAUUUAUCACGCCGCAAACCUCUCUGUGAUUUUAGUUCGUAAAGACUUUGGAAUUUAAGACUUUGCUCUGUGACAAUAAGUUUUUUGUGAACUGCGAAUGAUGAAACUUUUAGAACUAACUCGUAGUGCUGCCUGUUGUGAACUAUAGAGUGUAGCCGGUGGAGUGCAGCGUGUGGGUGCGAGGAGCGCGGAGUGUUUACUGCGCGCACGUGGCCGCGCCACCGCCCGCCCGCCCGCGGAAAUGCCGCGAAAAACUUUCUCCGAAAACAUCGUCCUAGAGUAACUCGCGAGGCAGACGCGCCAGCUGCAACAUGACUUCAACCUGUAGCGCCUGAAACGAAGCGCUGACUACAUGUACGUCAACACGAACAGUGCUGUUUUUUUAUUAUUUUUUUUUCGUUGGAGGAGACGGGGCUCUCCUUUAGAUUGAUGAUUUAAAUGGCUAACAGCAACGCUGUUUCGUCGACCUUACCAUCGAGGGACUACCAUUGUAAGGUUUGCGAUCUGUACUUGGACACUGUUGAUUCGUUGGAAGUGCAUUUACAAUAUCACAAAGAAAAUUUGUAUGUUAAAUGGGGUACGCAAAACAUUCAAAAUGACAGUGAAAAUAACAACGGGGCGAAAGUGAAGAACGAAACGACAGUGUCGGCCCCGGCCGACUCGAGCGACAGUAUGAUCACUAAGCCUAGCCCCGAGUUCCAGCAGCGGGCUACGCCAGAGACUUCAGCUCAGUUCCCUCACCCUGCUACACCCCAAAGUUAUCACAGCGCUCCAUCGCCGUACCAGAAUCCGGAUCAAACCAACUUUUCCCCAGGAGCACAAUUCGGUAAUAAUUAUUCUCAUUCUGGCUUCACACAAAAUCAACAUUCAGAACAAAUUAAUUGGGAACAGUCACAAUAUAGUCAAGAAUAUCACAAGUCGACACGCUUCCACCCCUAUAACAUGCAAGAACGUGUUUCGCAAGUAUCUUCAUCGAGCCCCUUGUACGGUCAACCACUGAACCAGCCUACGCCGUCCCCAUCGCCAAAUCAAUGUGACAAGUGCGGCUUUGUUUGCGAUUCCGCUGUGCAGCUCAAUGAACACUGCAACUCCGCCCACGCAGGAUCUAGCUCUGCUUCCGGAUCCGCGCCGCUGCCGUUUCAACAGUUCCAAGGGAAACAGUACAAUAACUCAGGUUACCCUAAUGAUAAUGUAAAAAUUAAGGAAGAACACGAGGAAUCAUCAGAUAUCUUAGACCUUGAUUCUCAAAAGGUCGUCUAUCAGGGCAACGAAGGUGAGCAACCUAACACUUCUUAUGAAGAAACUGCACAAACCGGUCGGGAAGUAAAUACGAGAACUGUGCCCAUGAUGCCCUGGGAAACACAAAAGUUAUAUAGCAAUCCUCAAGUAAACGGAGAAGUAUCGCUUUUCAAAGAUCAGAAAAUGUUCGCUGAACAAAAACCUCCAUACCCGACAGAAGCAAAAAUGUUUCAUCCUGAUCAAAAAUUUGCUUACGCCCAAGAAAAAUUUCACCCUGGUCAUCACGAACAAAAACCAUUUAUGCACGUGGAACAGAAAAUUUAUCCUGGAGUACAAAUGCCUCCUUUGACUGAUUUUGCGGGAAUGUCUGCUGCUAAUCCCGAUAUGAAGCCUCCAUAUCGACCGUAUGAUUCUCCAGCAGCACCCCAAAUAACUAGUACCCAACCCGCUAAUCCGACUUCGUCGACAUUACCUUCAAUUGGAGGCAAAGGAGCUAAUUGGAAAUCAAAUGAAGCAAGAAGACCUAAAACUUACAACUGCACCGCUUGUAAUAAAUGGUUCACUAGUUCCGGUCAUCUAAAGAGGCACUAUAACACCACGUUACACAAGAACGCGGUGAGGUCAUCGGGGCAGCCAGAUCCAGCCACGAUGCCUAUCUCGAGUCAUCAUCAUCCGAGCCGCGACUCACUGCAGGCUCGUGCGCAGCAGCAGUCGGUGGACUCCAACACCCAGAGCCCAGUUCCACCAGAGGAUGGCCGUAGCGUAGACGACUCAUCACUCCACUCUCCAUACUCGGCGCAGAACUUCGACCGCUCUCACCGCGUGGCCACCAUGCAGUCCAAGUCACCAUAUACGCAUCUUCAACAGGGUAACUUAGAUAAUAAUUUCAGUAAUAAUCCUUUAGCUAAUCACCCUUUACAGCAUCAAGUCGGAUCGCAUCCGCUCAAUAUAGGUAGUCAACCGCCCGGUAUAGGGAAUCCGAACGAUAGUAGUCAACAUGGCAAUAAAGGUAUCGGAAUAUCCACUACUGGGAAUCCCCCAAACGGGGAAGCAGGUCCCUCUGUUACUCAAAAUCAUCAUAUGAGGGGCCUGCUAUCAGUCUCAACCAGCAAUAUUUCAACUCCACCUCUAACCCAGAAUACACCGGCUCUUACAGCCCACACACUGCCCCCGUUCAGUCAUUUGGGUGUCAACCCGUACAACCCGAGGUCUACGGAUCCUUUGGGGCCUUCGGUUCCGGACCCCACGCACACCCCAUUAUAUUUGGGUCAGAAUUUUCAGCAGACUAUAGCACCGAGUUACCCAAACGGGAUGGCCCCCCACGUUAUGGAUAUGGCUAUCAACAAUCUGCCUAUAGCCAGUCCGGCUACUUUUGGUGAAGCGACACCGGAAGAAGUUGAAGUUAUGGAACAUGAAACGUCCAGUGAACCUGCGGGUGGACGCCUGCCGAGUUUCACUCAGCUCCAAACGCAGAGCUUCAGCGUUUAUGUUUCAAACUAUAUAUCGCAGCCUAACGUGGGGGGUCAAAUUCUCGCUGAUGAGUCGACCGCAGGAUACAUUAUCGUCGACCCGGUCCAUUCUCCGUUUCAAUACAAUAAUCUCGAAAUAGGAGGGCAGAAUGUAGACUAUGAGUAUAGUUUUUCACCUCGAAGUACAGUUAAAGACAACGUUGUUAGUUACAGUCCGGAGCAUGUUAAAGUUUAUCCUAAUAAUUACGCAAUAGGCGGGAAAACAAUCAAACAGGAAGAUGAAUAUGAGUAUAUUACAGGGCAGGGUUAUUCAGGUCAGGUUAUAUUCAAAAUCGAAGAUAUUAUGGAUUAUGCUAAUAAAGAGAACUACGGUAGCCAGAUGAAGUCCCCAGCUAGUCCAGAAAGUGCAAAGGUGGAAAAUGAGAAUCGCGGUUCACCGGCCGUCACCUCGACAGUGAGCACGCCGCUCGCGGAGCGCAACCAGGUCAAGCCUAAGGCCGCCCCCUCGACCGUGCAUAAGUGCUACGAGUGCGACAAAGUUUUCAAUAAAGCGUGCUACCUCACUCAGCACAACAAGACUUUCCACUCGGGUGCUAAGCCAUUCAAAUGCGACCGGUGCGGCAAACGUUUCUCUGAUGAUGUCUCUUACGAGGGACACUAUUUGAAGCAUACUGAUAAUAAACCUUUCAAAUGUAACGAAUGUCCCAAGUCAUUUAAUCACAAACCCGAUUUGCGCAGGCACAUGUGUUUGCACUCGGGCUGCAAGCCGUUUGCGUGCGAUCACUGCGGAAAAGGGUUUAUUAGAAAAGAUCAUAUGGUAAAGCAUUUUGAUACUCAUAUUAAGAAAAAUUUACGUUCUUCGUCGUCGGUGACGUCCACUACAACGACCUCGCCGCCGGGAGCGCUGCAAGUUGUUCUUAAUUAAAAAUUGAGCGGCGACUACGCGACGAGUACACACAUAUCAUUUUCGACUAUAAAACAAAUUGCAAUAAAAUUUAAUUUUUGUAAUUUCGUCUUCGAAUAAUAUUAAAAUCGGUAUUAUUUUUGAAAUACUCCGGCUUGGACAAUGAUCGACACGAUGAGAUGUUCAGCCCGUUUGCGGCGAUCGAAAAAAUAUAAUAAAUAUAACAAAAAAUGCGGCGCACAAUCAAAUUUAAAUAUUAAUGCAUUUGACACAGUACAAAUAAAUUGCUGCAUUGAAGUUAGGAUUUUGGAUGCUUUUACAUAACGUGCGCCGACGUGUUUCCAGUUCACUAGCUAGUUUUUGUUGUUCAUUCAAGCUAACCUUGCGCGCGCACAAGGUGACUUAACAUGCCUGGGCGUCUGGCCGCUAAACGUGUAAUUACAUGACGUUGGAAUUAUAUACUGCGAUAUCUUUUAGAUCAAAUCAUAUCAAUUUUACAUAUGAAAGAACUAAAGUAUUAGAUGAAGACCGAUUAUAUUUUAUUUCAGGUCUAGCAUUAUUAUUAUCGUCAUGUUGUUCAACAUAUCUUAUUUUUACAUAAUCUAUGGACCAUAGAUUUUUUAGAGUAAUAUUGAAAAUUUUCUCAUUGAAAUUGUUAAAGUUAAAUACAAUAUUUUGUAUUUCAGAAGCUACAUAAGUAGAUUAAUUUCUGUAAAUAUUGAGAGGGACUCGAGUGCCAGCCAUUUACUUUAAGUAGAAACUGCGGUGUAGUGAAUGAUGUUAUAAUGAUUUGAGAGCGUUUUACCGGUAAAGUUUCGGUAUCAGUAAAAUAUUUUUUUAUUUGAGAAUAAUAAUGUGUUGAUGCCAAAUUUAAUGAUAGUAUCGCCAAGAGUACAAUAUGAUCAGGUUUGAUCGAUUUAUAAGUGUAACGACCUAGUAGUAGGUAGUCGUGUUCGGGUGGACGCGGUCGGCAGGGCGGCGCGCGGGCGCACAAGCAGCGCCGGUGCCGCCGCGCCGCACGUCCUUCGGAGGAUGCUAGGUAGUCACUUAGCAGUUUUGUUCUAGAUAUAAAAGUUCUCCUAUUGAUUAUAUCUCGUAUUGAUAAUUUCCCGGUGCUUCCUAUUAUUAUUUUGUCUGUUGACAUUUGUUUUGAUGUAAGCUAGUUGACUUUCUUUGUUUGACGAUUCAGAAUGUUUUCGUGGAAAUUUAAUGCUAAUUUAUCCAUUUUAAGUUACCAAUGUUAUUUGAACGAAUUUAGUUUAUACAUUUCUGUUUCGUUAGUGGUAGGAAAGUAGUCUUCCUGAACGUUGCCAAAUUAAUUCCGCCAACUGUCUGUUGCGAAACGAUUUAAUUUUUAAUGAUUUAUUAGCCUAAUGAUAAUGAAAUUCUCUAGCAAUAAUUUAAAAUAAUAAUGUAAAUGUUUUUUGUAUAGUAUUAAAUAGAUUGUCACGACUAUUGAUUUAUGUAUUAAUAAACAAAUUAUAUGAGGAACGUAAAUUCUUUGUACAUAAUAUUAUUGUGAGGUUCGACGAAUUUGCAGUUUGAUGGGACAUAUCAAGGCCGAGUUGCGCAGGCGUUGCAAAAUAUUCCUCUCGUUAUUAUUUAUUAUUCGUACUUAAUUCAGUCGGGACUCCCGACUUAUAUUAUGUGUAUAUAUCUUCAUUCGUAUAUAUAUGAUAUAUAUACUAUAUGGCGAUAAGAAUAUUUUGUUCCGCUUACACAUCCAUAUCAUAAUAGGUCGAUUGCAAGUUGGCACCGAUUUUAUUGGUUUACAUUUGAAAUGUGCAAUAUGAACAUUAUAUCGAUUUAAUUUUGAUAAUGUUUGUAUUUGAAUGUUGAUUAUAUUGCAGAAAUAUUUUUAUACAAAUAGAAUAAACUCAAUGUUGAUCUACCUCAUCAGUGACUACGCACGUAAUCAUAUUAAGUAUACCUACAAUAAUUAAUCGGUAAUUGAAGCAAUAUAAUAAUUAUACAGACAUACUAUAUAAAGAUUAUGUAUGGACCGAAAUGGCCUACCUCUUAGAUACGAUGAAACUAUUCAUGUUUUUUUAUUAUAAUAUUAUACAUUAAACAUUAUUAUAUACACAUUAUAUAGUACCUAUCUAUAUAUCGAGUCGCGAUGCCAUAGUUUAUAUUCGUGUACAAAUUAUACAGCACUCGGUGCAACCGCAUACAUUUUUCAUAUCCGUACAAAUUUGUGCGGAGUUUAUUUACAGAAUACAGAUGUUGUUAUAUUGUUGAGAAUAUUUUUUUGUGUAACACAGAUGUUCUUCAUAUCAAUAAUGUACCAGUGUCACAAAAUAUUUGAAACUUAACUACCUCAAGUAAAGAAUAUAGGGUUAUUAUGAUAGUGUUGUGAGGUGCGGGGCGGCGCGGCGGGCUCAUAGUUCUAUGUAGCUACACCCUCUAACUAAAUACCUCAUCUUGCCUUCCACCAGAGUGAUUCGUAUUAUUUACUGUAGUACUUACUUGCCCAAGCGCAGCCCGCGGUGUCGCUUCCGCUAUUAUUAUACAUUUAUACAAUAAAUAUAUUAAACGGGCAUUCUGUCUCUCCUCUGUUUAAAGCACACGAUAGUAGUAUCAAUUAGGUAUAAAACUUAUGUAAAUAUAAAAUAACGAUGAGUUUGUUAUUUAUCAUAUUCUAUUAUAGUAUUCAUCGAUAGACUUAUUUUGAAAUAAGUUUAACGUAGUGAUUUCAAGUUUAUAACAAUAGUCUGUAAGUAAAUGUAAGUAAUUUUGUGAUGAUUUUUAUUUGUGUAUAAUGUAAUAAUUUAAUAAUCAGUUACCAGAUACUUUCUGUUACAUUGAGUUGAGUAAAAUUGGAAGAGUUAAAUACGAUGAGAAGUUGUUUUUUUUUAUUAAUAUUGUUCCCUCGUCCAAUCGUGUUGAUGCAUUGUAGCAGAUGAAAGUGCAUGCGUUUCUUUCAUUCGUUUCAUAAUGAAAUUUGUUUACUAUAAGCGUAGCGCAAAAUUUAAACCACUAACGAUGGACAGUGUUCUGAUGGGUACAUAUUUUUAAAGCGCUUUAAGUUAUUCAAGUGUGUAAGUGUUGAAAUUUACAGCGCUCUGUAAAUGUGUCCACGAGAGCACUGUCUUAUCAAAAUUAGAUAAGUUUCGGUCAUAGAUUAUUCUAGUUUAAGGCUACAGAUCUGUCUCACCGCUACAGCGCGGCGAAAGUACAUUUUUACCUGCUCUGCGUUGAGAUUUGUUCAUAAUAUCCACCGAAUGCUAAAUCGUUGAAAAUCUUUACAAACAUUCAACUUGCUCUGGAUCUCAUAUAUUAACACUAUUGAGUAGUUUUUAGAAUACUUAUAUAUUUAUAUAAGUGAUGUGGUAUAUGAACAAAUCUUUGUUUAAAAAGAAAACUGCGAAUUUCCUUUUGUAUAUUUUUUAUGCCAAGCGACUUUAAUAAUGUGUUUGUCAAGGUUUCUAUUCAUUGUUUCGGAUGUAAAGGAAUAGAGAAACAUUGACAAAUACAAGUGCCAACCCUGUGUCAAAUAUUUGUCCCAGCCUUGGAGCCAAAGGGUUGGUGUUCAUACAUUUUUAUCAUGUAAUUAUUACGUCACCGGUUGGUGAUUACGACAUAUAAUGCGGUAGCAGUAGUGCUGGUUUCAGAUCUGUGAGUUAAUAAUAUAAAUUUAAUGUGAAAAAUAUUGUUGUUUCAUUUUUUAUCCCCUCAUUGCAGAUUGCGAAUUCGAUAC